This is a messenger RNA of Patiria miniata (bat star), 2442 nucleotides long. RefSeq names its product beta,beta-carotene 15,15'-dioxygenase-like. Bases 262 to 1842 code for a protein of 526 amino acids. Gene Ontology annotation, biological process: carotene catabolic process; retinal metabolic process. The transcript has 11 exons. The record is from RefSeq and is a predicted model, not a curated record. Gene Ontology annotation, molecular function: beta-carotene 15,15'-dioxygenase activity; carotenoid dioxygenase activity. NCBI's taxonomy places the organism in Eukaryota, Metazoa, Echinodermata, Asteroidea, Valvatida, Asterinidae.
GCUGUAUGGCAGCACAGAUAGUCCCCGGGGGAUCACUGUAAAGGUAAACAGUCACGUACAGGGAGGGAAAAGAAAUUCUCUCCGUGUACGCAUUAGGCUGGCCAGUCUAUCUCGACAGUGCGUCAAAGGUCCCAAGACCAUCGAGGAACACGAAGACGAAGACGAAGACCUGGGCCUAGUUCCUUGCUUUAUGUACCGGGACUUGGUGGGAAUAAUUCAUAAGCUAACUCACUCUUCUUCAUUUCAACACUUGCUGACAACAUGUCUUCUAACCAUUCCGAUGCUGGAGUGGAGGCUAAAUCGCCUUAUCGUCGAGCACUUACUUCUAUUCAUCGAGAGAGUCAUGACCCACGACCUGCCACUAUCACCGGAGAGAUUCCAAAGUGGGUGCACGGCUCGUUGCUGCGUAAUGGUCCAGGGCUCUUCGAAGCUGGAGAUCAGGAGGUCGGAAGCCUGUUUGAUGGCUUUGCUCUUCUUCAUCGAUUUAUCAUCAAAGAUGGCGAGGUCUCGUAUCAAAGCAGGUACCUUGAGUGUGACGCGUACCAGCUAGCUAUGGCUGAGAAGCGCAUCGUUUUGGCUGGUUUCGGCACAGCUGUCUACAGAGACCCCUGCAAGAGCUACUUCCGACACCUCUUCUCCUACUUCACCCAGCCACUCCACGAUGCAAGCGAUAACUGUAAUGUGAACUGGUUGCACCUGGGCCAGGACCAUUUCUACGCGGUGACGGAGUCCAAUUUGAUGUGCAAGGUAGACCCGCAGACUCUGAAAAGCACAAAUAAGGUUGCUAUCACUGAUCACGUGGCUGUGAACACUGCCACUGCACACCCACACUAUGGAGACGAUGGCUAUGUGUACAACAUGGGAACCACCUUUGGGAGGAAUGUCAAGUACAGUAUCAUCAAGACGCCUAUGGCAAAAGAAGGGGACGACGGUGAACCAAUGGCAAAGUCGGAGGUAAUCUGCGGCAUACCCGCUUCGUCAUCUCUCUACCCCAGCUACUACCACAGCUUCGGACUGACCAAAAACUACAUAGUUCUCUUGGAGCAACCCUACGUGAUCAAUGUUCUCAAGUUUUUGACCUGCAAAUUGCGGGAGGUGGCUCCGAGUACCAGUCUGGAGUUCUACCCAAAACAAAAGUCCCGUUUCUAUCUUGUGCAUCUCCACACGGGUGAGGUGGUGACCACCGAGUACCUCGCCGAGUCAUUCUUUUGCUUCCACUUCAUUAACUGCUAUGAGGAAGAUGGCCACGUGGUGGUGGAUCUGUGCCGCCACGUCGAUGCCAGCAUUAUUGAGUACGCCGGUCUGGAGGCUGCACGAAACAUGGCCGCUUCGAAGGAAGAAGGCCUGCGAGUGGUGCGCUUUGUUCUGCCCUUGGACCUGAAAAAAGGUACAGAAGACUUGGUCACCAUUGCCGGCAGCCGAGCCACAGCUGAGCUGAUUGGACCGGACAAAGUAAUGUGCACGCAUGAGGAGCUGUCAGAUCAGGAAAUUGAGUUGCCGCAAAUCAACUAUGAGAAGCACAACGGCCGACCCUACCGAUAUAUCUACGGCAUACCGAAACACCUAAAACAGGUCGUAAAAAUUGAUACGAGGUCCAAAACUCACGUUUCGUGGGGUUCAUUGUCUGGGAGCUACUACCCAUCGGAGGCGGUGUUUGUUGCCAACCCUGACGGCAAGGAGGAGGAUGAUGGCGUGGUGCUAUCCCUCGUGUGUGAUGUUACUCCGGGCAAGAACCCAUUCCUUCUGGUCCUUGACGCCCGGACUCUUGAAGAGCUGGCCCGUGCUGAGGUGGAAGAAAUACCUUACGGAAUUCACGGAUUGUUUGUCAAUCAACUCGAAUAAUUGAUUGCGGAGUAUUAUGACGUCUCGCGUGUCUUGCGGAAUACUCUAGUUUGCUACCGGCAAAUAGAGUUGGUCCAAAACUGUAUUUGAAUUGUUAUUCCCUUAUUUUGCAGCCAGUCCCGUGACAAACGUAGUAAAGUUGCCGCGGUGGUGGAGGUCUCUAUAUCAACAAGAUGGAUCCAAUCCAGUCUUGGCAAAAUUGGCAGCGCUACCCAGGAAAUUCCGAGCAUACCUCACGAGCGCGAUGAUGCAUUAGGUGAAUGUACAGCCCACGAGAGUCAGAAUUUGGCUGUCAAUAUUGAUUUGAUUCUUGUCGAUAGCUACCUCGCUAAGCUUGUCACGAACCGGCUGUAUAAGGAAAGUAAAAUCCCGUCCAGUCUUGGACCACUGACCAGGACUACCGGCAAAACAAUGAUCUAUGCUAAUUAUAGGCCUACUCAUGUAAUCUUGCCGUCGUUCUCAUGGGCGUCGCCAGGAUUUUUUCUAGAGGAGGCAAAACAUACUUUCCCCGAAAAAUUCCUGUAUUUCUCAACAUAUUCUCGAUUUCUCAGUUUUAGAGGGGGGCAGUGACAUCCCCCCCAACUCAUUAAAUUUACACCA